UGACAGUGAUUGGAUCUGCAGUUUGGGAGGUUGAACAACCUGGGAUGUGAAGGACAAACAUAAGGCAGGGGUUAACGUGUGCAUUUGUGUGUAUGAGUGGAGGAGGCGGAUCAGGGCUCCCCCAGAAUAGUGAACACAAAGCCGUCAGACCCUUUAUGAUUUUCCAGCACAGAACAGCACAAGCAGAUAGUUGUACUCUGGUACCUUUUAUACCCUGUUCCUGAGUUCACCAAGACUCUAGAGCACCAUGCUACUGCCGAACAGCACAAGUCUCCAGUCGCUGCUAGUCUCUCUCCUGGAGUUCCUCAACAGCACGUCAGUGGGUCCGUCCCCUGCUUCCUCUGCUUACUGUCCACCCAGCCCUCUCCCUGCCUCUGGUCAGGGUCAAGCCCAAGGACAGGGCAUGAUCUACAUCUUCCUGGUGGUGGGACUGUUCAGCUUCUUCACCUUCGGCAUCAUGAUGAGCUAUAUUCGCUCCAAGAAGCUGGAGAACUCCCAGGACCCGUACCACCAAUAUAUUGCCCGCGACUGGGCCAGUCCUCUCACGCCACCCUCGCUUACAUUCAAGCAGACGCUGAGAGGGGCAGACCCGAGGAAGGACCCGCUGGUUAUCGCCAACCCUACUACAAUGGACCGUCUCCCAGGCUGAGGAGGGGGACACUGGAAACUGGGCGAGCGUGUGUAUUUGUGUAUGAACUGGUUGCAGCUCCUCAGCAUACACUCAAGUUCAAAUAUAUGCAAUAUGCAAUUUAACACUG
This is a messenger RNA of Alosa alosa (allis shad), 758 nucleotides long. RefSeq names its product potassium voltage-gated channel subfamily E member 1. Gene Ontology annotation, cellular component: membrane. Lineage: Eukaryota; Metazoa; Chordata; Actinopteri; Clupeiformes; Clupeidae. The record is from RefSeq and is a predicted model, not a curated record. Gene Ontology annotation, biological process: regulation of ventricular cardiac muscle cell membrane repolarization; negative regulation of delayed rectifier potassium channel activity; ventricular cardiac muscle cell action potential. Gene Ontology annotation, molecular function: potassium channel regulator activity; transmembrane transporter binding; delayed rectifier potassium channel activity.